Molecule: messenger RNA, 8392 nt
Organism: Mastomys coucha (southern multimammate mouse)
Lineage: Eukaryota; Metazoa; Chordata; Mammalia; Rodentia; Muridae
Gene: Gabrb1
Product: gamma-aminobutyric acid type A receptor beta1 subunit
Exons: 9
Coding region: 105-1529 (474 amino acids)
Biological process (GO): signal transduction; nervous system process; chemical synaptic transmission
Cellular component (GO): GABA-A receptor complex; membrane; synapse
Molecular function (GO): extracellular ligand-gated monoatomic ion channel activity; neurotransmitter receptor activity; GABA-A receptor activity
Source: RefSeq, a predicted model, not a curated record
CUCUGCGCAUGCGCAGGUCCAUUCGGGAAUUACUGCCCAGCCGCCGACUAAGUUGCAUUCCUUGAAUCUUCGCAGAAAAGACAAUUCUUUCAUCAGAGUUAGUAAUGUGGACAGUACAAAAUCGAGAGAGUUUGGGGCUUCUCUCUUUUCCUGUGAUGGUUGCCAUGGUUUGUUGUGCACACAGCUCCAAUGAACCCAGCAACAUGUCAUACGUGAAAGAGACAGUGGACCGACUGCUCAAGGGAUAUGACAUUCGCUUGCGGCCGGACUUCGGAGGGCCCCCGGUGGACGUCGGGAUGCGGAUCGAUGUCGCCAGCAUAGACAUGGUCUCGGAAGUGAAUAUGGAUUAUACACUCACCAUGUAUUUCCAGCAGUCUUGGAAGGACAAGAGGCUUUCAUAUUCUGGAAUCCCAUUAAAUCUGACCCUUGACAACAGAGUAGCUGACCAACUCUGGGUACCAGACACCUACUUUCUCAAUGACAAGAAAUCAUUUGUGCAUGGGGUCACAGUGAAAAACCGAAUGAUCAGGCUGCAUCCUGAUGGAACUGUUCUCUAUGGACUACGGAUCACAACCACUGCAGCGUGCAUGAUGGAUCUUCGAAGAUACCCUCUGGAUGAACAAAACUGCACCCUGGAAAUUGAAAGUUAUGGCUAUACCACUGAUGACAUCGAAUUUUACUGGAAUGGAGGAGAGGGAGCAGUAACUGGGGUCAAUAAAAUCGAGCUUCCCCAAUUUUCAAUUGUUGACUACAAGAUGGUGUCCAAGAAGGUGGAGUUCACAACAGGGGCAUAUCCACGACUAUCACUAAGUUUUCGUCUAAAGAGAAACAUCGGUUACUUCAUUUUGCAGACCUACAUGCCUUCCACACUGAUUACAAUUCUGUCCUGGGUGUCAUUUUGGAUCAACUAUGAUGCAUCUGCAGCCAGAGUCGCACUAGGAAUCACCACGGUGCUGACAAUGACAACCAUCAGCACCCACCUCAGGGAGACUCUGCCAAAGAUCCCUUAUGUCAAAGCGAUUGAUAUCUAUCUCAUGGGCUGUUUUGUGUUUGUGUUCCUGGCUCUACUAGAAUAUGCUUUUGUAAAUUACAUUUUCUUUGGAAAAGGCCCUCAGAAAAAGGGAGUGAGCAAACAAGACCAGAGUGCCAAUGAAAAGAACAAACUGGAGAUGAACAAAGUCCAGGUUGAUGCCCACGGCAAUAUUCUGUUCAGCACCCUGGAAAUCAGGAACGAGACCAGUGGCUCCGAGGUGCUCACAGGUGUAAGUGACCCCAAGGCCACCAUGUACUCAUAUGACAGCGCCAGCAUCCAGUACCGCAAACCACUGAGCAGCCGCGAAGGCUUCGGGCGUGGGCUGGACAGGCAUGGGGUGCCCGGCAAGGGGCGCAUCCGCAGGCGCGCCUCGCAGCUCAAAGUGAAGAUUCCUGACUUGACGGACGUGAACUCCAUAGACAAGUGGUCCCGAAUGUUCUUCCCCAUCACCUUUUCUCUUUUUAAUGUCGUUUAUUGGCUUUACUAUGUACACUAAGGUCAGUCUCGUGAUUCGGUUUAGAGUACCUUCCUCUUGGCUUGUUUUCUAACCCCACAGAUUCCCAACAGCAGUAAAUGCUGUGGUUUUUGAGGUAAGAGAUUCAGCCUUCCAGUUGGUUUUCGAUCUUGUGUGUCAGUUUUUAUUAUCACACCAUGUUUACUUCAACAACAACAACAACAACAACAACAAAAGAUAUUUUUUCCUGUCUACUGUGGUCCAAGGAACCAGCUCUGUAAGAGUUCCAUCAAUUGCUUUGUUUACAAACACAAAGAGAGGGUGGGUGGUAGAUAUUGUUGGCAGUCUUUCUUAGUUGCCCUGGAUCUUAGUGGAUUAUUUUAAAAUGAAAAUAUACAGUGGACCUUGCUGUCCACCUGCUCUGUGUUCUGGGUAAACUGUAACCAUUUCGUGAUGCCAAAAAAUUAAAUAGAAAUAAAAAAAAAAAAAACAAGGGGGAAAAAACAACUUGAGCAUCUCAGAAGAAUAAAGCCAUUGACAAGUUGCAGAUUUACAGGAAAAGAGUAUAUAACCUGACAGUUCCCAUCCACUCUGAAGUUCUUCUGAGCCCCUUCCUGAAAAGCUGUGGAGCUCUGUGGAAGAGGGAUAUUAAAGCUCGUGCUUCUCAUUUUUCCCCCAAACUCACCCUACUAUGUCCAUCUGACAAUGACCAUGGCUAUUCCUAAAAAUGGUCCUCUCUCAGACUGCCUAGAUGUUCAAAGUCACCAUUAGAAUCCAGCCCAAUCUAACUGGUAGUCACUGGGACCAUUUUUUCUUUACUUCUCAAGAGUAAAGAAGUUGGGGGGCUGAUGGUUUUCUUCCUGUCUGUUAUGGCGAGCAGCCCUGACUGUCCUUCAUGAGCCUUGGAAUCUCGUGAUGACAUGAAAACAUGUGAUCAUUUUCCACAGUUCCUGAUCCAGAGAGAAGCAAAGGAUAUGUGGGGUACAGCAGUUGGUGAAGGCUUUGAAGGAGAUGGAGACCAGUUUUUUCCCUGAGAGAAAAAAAUUGCUAUUUCCCUUAAGAAGGCAAGACUCACAUGUUAUGUAAAAGGUGCCUGGGCAGUUAACUGCACUGCCAAAUCUUAAGUCAAAUUGUUUGUAUUUCUUAGCUUUCCAGAGAGUAGUGUCUAACGGCGGUGAACUCAUCGCACGGGACUCUGCUAGCACUUUUUGUUUCUGCUCUCUGAACUCUGCAUUUCAAGAUACAAAAUGAAUGGCCAGGGAAAUGCUGAUCCUCCACAUCAAUGUCUUCCUCCAAAGCCAGAUUUCCAGGUUAAGAAAAGCUUUAAAGUAGCAAAAUCACAAAAAGAAAAGAAACUCGAAAUGGCAACACACUGAGCCUUUAGACACGCCCACCAGCCCCUGAGGUGUGGACCAGAAGUGUCUCCACUCAUUCAUCACUAUCACUAUGUCAUUGCCUCAUCUCGCUCGUGGAUUACUCUGGGCCGUGGUUCUCAUGACUUUCAAUAAAGCAACGCAAUUCUAAACAUGCUCAACAAGCUACUGUUGAGUUCUUCCCGUUUUAUAGCAUCAAAACCUCAUUUUCUUUUGGUCUGAGUUGUAGAAUUAUUUAUGUUUAUUUGCAAGGUUGAGUGAGAGCAAAUUGAUCAGCUGGGGACGGAGGCCAUUUUGGCAUGAUCCAGGCAUGGAACUGCAGGGCUAAUUCAGGAUGAUGGGAUGACUGCCUCGUGUGAUGCUCUGGCUCUCCUCUGAGAAGAGAAGCAAUGUGCAGAGUAGUGUGAGCUGCUAACAAUUACAGUCACAAUUGGAAAUGGAAGGCUGGAAUUUAUGUUAAGGAGCCCAAGAGGAAAAUAUAAAAUAUUCCUUUAGAAAGCAAGAGGAAAAGAGAAAGCUUAAAUAAGUGAGUGUGGCUGGAUAUACUAACAGACAUUAGUACAAAUAUCAAAAUCCCACUAUACCUUAAACAAAACAAAUACCUGAUCACAGCUAUUUCAUGAGGAGUGCUAGGAUUUUGAAGACAAAUUUUCAGUUAGGUUUUCAGGUGUGUAAACACACUUCCCUGGCUAUGCUAACUCAGGCUGAGGUCACAGGGUCAUCUUUGUAAAAAGCUCUGCUCAGCUUCCAGCAAGCUGAGAUGCUUAGCCAUUGACCAUCAUCACUGGACACAGUAGAAUGUGAUCCUGUCAGUAGUGGGAGGUUCCUAAUACCCAAGAGCCACUACACAGUCACUGAUUUUAAACAUAGGAAUGGAUAAUUGGUGCCUGAUGCUGAACAGAAAUUAAUCAUUCUGAUGCCAAAGCUCUUUAAGGGGCUUUCAAGAAAGAAAAACUAAAUCAGAGUGACAGUGUCUAUUUAGAUCUUCUCAUAAAAGAUUAGGAUUGUUUAUGUUUUCAGUACUGUAUCUUCCUUUGUAAAAUCUAAAGUGAUUUUGUUAUAGUUUUAGAUAUAAAACAUCUUUUGCAUAAAAAAGGGAAACGACAUUUUGAACUUUUCCUACAUUUUAACCUUUUUAAAAGGUACCAUGAAAUGGUACAUGGAUCACAGCCACCAUUAUGCAAAUCUGACUACAUGGCAGUGAUCUCAGAGGCAAUAGACGCCUGAAGCUUCUAUUGCAUCAAGUGAAGAUGUCUUGCUUGUGGGUCAUGAUCUUUGUCCUAUCUUCUGAACACCUCCCAGACUAAUCCAUUCCUCUCUGCUCCCUUCCCAAGCCAAACACUGACAGGGAAGCACCUUCCUUUUCUGAUUUUCUCUCUCUUCUUUCCCAAAAUGAUGUAAAUAAAACAUAAAAGUCAUAAAACAUUCAUAAAUGCCCUCACAUGGCCCCCAUUCUUGAAAGAUUUAAAUUAUAUUAUACAAAGGUUGUUCUUUAACUAUUAUUGAGUCAAUUUCCUAUUGCUAUGAAAAUAGCCAUAAUCCCCUGCAUUGAGGAACAGAAGAGACUGAAAACUGCAGACGUCCUCUCUUGUGCCUCAUGUACAUACAGAGAACCCUAUGUUUCACAGUUUCACAGUGGGACAGAUCAUGUUGAAGACUUAACCGGCUGUGGGCACAGUAGACAUCCGCACCUUUUACUUGACAACUGUGACUGCUCAUAGAACAUCAGGUGUUCCUUAUACUUGGCAAUUCUGUGAGGCAAAGACCCAGGCAAAGGCUUAUUUCUGCUUGAGUGAUCCAGGAUUAGUAUCUCAAUCUCCUCUGUUGCCAAACAGCAAGCACAGCUGGCUGGCAAGCCUGCGGAAUGAAUAAUCUGUGUUUGUGUAUACACAUAUAAAGUAUAUCUAUAUACUUUAUUGUACACUACAGUCAAUGAUGGAUUUUUAAAAUGAGAAGAAUAUGGUGCAGAGAAAAGGAGUAACGGCUUUGGGGUCCAAAAAACUGGACUUUCCUUUUAGAAAGCCAUAGAAAAUUCACAAGAAUUCCAUCUUCCUAAAACCAAUGACUAUUUUAUGAAUAUUCAUUUAGAAGGAGUUUGAUUACAAUCUGCCAAGUUAAAUGAAAAGGAAACAGGAUAAUCUUCCUAGAAGAAAAAAAAAGUCUCUGAGAUUUUGCAUGUCUAAAACUUUGGACAGUAUAUUGUCAAAGGGGUGAUGUGCCAUCAUUUGAUUCUUAAAACAUAAUCAUUUAUCCUAGGGAGGGAUGAAAGGAAUGUGCAACCACUUGCUCAAGAUGGUUCAAUCGGCAGUUUCCGGGAUGAACAGAAGAGAAAAACAUCCAUAUAUCUGAAAGAAAACACAAAGGUCCAUUUGUCAAUGGAUUGUAGACUACUGUGUAAACCUCCUUGUAAAUUCUGUACAUAGUUCACGGAACUGUCCCCUGUGUUAUGGUUGUCCUCAACUUAGGGUGGAUGUUUGGAAAACCAGAGCACUGUAAAUAUCGUAAGCUUCUAAAGCCUUUGCUUUUUAUUCAUGAAGUGAAAUGAUUAGUGUUUCGGGCCCACACCAGAAUCUCUCCAGCUCUUGCUCUUUCAUGCAUACCGUGGUGUGACUCUGCUGUAAGCCAUAGCCAGGUGUUUGUGAUCACUGCCUCAUGCCUUUACCCACUGACAGGGACAGCAGCUGCCUAGAAGGCUGCCAACCUGUGGGGCCAAAGAACAGAGCACCAGCAGAAACCAGAACUGGGACAAUCUGCUCCUUGAGCAGUCGUGAAAAAAAUAGAUAAGUUGUUUUCAGUCACUGUGGCUAUUUGUAUCAUCAAGUACUGAAUUACCAAUGCUGCUUAAGGGGUCAGGGACAGAAGGGAUGCUCAAAUUCCACAGGGAAUCCAAAGCUUCAUGUGUGCCAAUAGCUUUCACUUCUAACUUUUCCACUUUGUCUUAUUGAACUUCUAGUAAAACUAAACAUGGAUAGAAUGCAUGGGUCUGAUCAGGGUGGACAGUCAAUACCCAAAGGAAAGGCAGGGGUAGAGGUAGAGAUGAUAAAUGGCCUUGAUAGUGAGAAGUGGCAGAUACACAUGUGAGAGAUACCGAGGUAUCUAUGUGCUUACUCUUAAAAGUAGACAAAAAUUUUGAUGUGAACUGAUAAAGAAAGGGUGUGUAUGGUGGAAACUACUUGAGUUUGAAGAACCUGGUAACUGAAUGAUUCCAGGUAUUACUCCCUCCAAGUUUUCAGAGUUCUUUCAAAAGUCUCCAGGAUGUGGAGCACAGAAUGUUUCCAUGCUAACUGGCAAUCCCAGAGAGGGAGAUGGUGCCAACAGAAAUUCAGACUAUCCAAGCAAUUGAAGACAGAGAUUGGUUUCUUAGUGUUCGAGGGAACAGUGUCCUCCUUGAGGGUAAGAUGCUUUGUGUCCUUUUUAAGGGUUAGACAAGUACACACAGAAAGCCAUUACUUUGGGAUAAUUUUAAUUCCAAGAUGUGACCCACCACUGUCUGAGCACACAAAACACACCUUGUUGGAACUAAUCCAUUCUGCCAGUUUCCAGGCUAGAACAUAUUGUGAUUUUUUUACCUUAGCUUUUCUUGAGAAAACAUAUUAUCUGGAAUGAUUGAAAAUAUAAUUGUUGAAAGUUGCAGCAAGUAUUUGAUAGAAGUUCUUUUUAAUAAAAGAAUUACAAAACAGAAAAUAUUAAGUUCCUAGCAGGGAAAAAAAUAAGGGUUCUCUGUUUGUUUUGACAUCUCCCAUGGCAGACAUUUCCCAUUAAAAUUGAAGAAGUCCAACAGGAUUUUCUUCUUGUUUUUCUUUUGACUAUUCAGAAGCCUUUGGCUUAUUAAGGGACUCACAUCAAGGGACUCAGAACCAUUUUUGAUUGGCUCCCAUACUGCUUGCAACUCAUAUAUUUAUCAAAAAAAAAAAGUCCAGUUGGAAUUCAAGUUGGGAAAAUUGAUACUCCUGAAGCCGUUGAGAAGGGAUUGCACUCUCCACCACUGCCUGCGCAUUAUAUCUUGUGGACAAUCAGGACAAGUCAGUCCAGACAAGAGAGGCCAAAUAACCUUCUUCAUUGCCUUAGGAACACAGACUUACAGAUUCAUUCAUUAAUACAGUCUCAUUCCAAAGCCAAAGGAUGAACAAGAGCAGCAUUAUUAUCUGGCUCUUGCUUCUCCAAGGCUUCCUUUGAAGAGAAACAGGAACCAGGAGACACUCUCAAAUAUAUUUUUAUAUAUUCAAAUGACUAAAAUAUUAUAUGUAUAUUUUGCAAUCUUGGUUUUUAUAAAAUAGAUGAAAUCUUCUGUCUUAUUCUUUCCCAACUACAUACCAAGUGGAAUCAAUUCCAUUUCUCUAUUUAUUCUCCAUUUCAUUUCUGAAGUUUAUAUGCUAUCUUGUUCAUAUGUAGAUGGUGGCUUCAAUCUUUGGACUUGUAUUUCUUCAUUUAACUCAUGAACGAUGAAUUAUAACAAUUCUUCCCAAUUCCUAUUCAUAACACCUUUAAAAGGUCUUCAAAGGCAAGUCUUUGAAUCAUGGGCACCUCUGAAUGCCCUUGAAUUAUUUUUCUUUCUGUUCUUUAUGUAAAGACUACACACAUUUACAACAGUCUUCUCUCUCCAAACUUAUUUCAAAAUACAGAAGAAAUGAAAAUAAUGCACUUAGACCUACGGAUGAUUAUAUUAUCAAUACCAGAACCUAAGGUUACGGCCAUUUUUAAGACAUCAUGGUAGCAUGGUGAAUUUAUGUUUGUCUAUGCAUAUGCUCCCCUAGUCUUAACAGUAUGGUAUUUAAAUUUUUCCUUUUAUUCUUCCCAGAAUCUCUUAUCACUCAAGUUGUACAACUGUGCUUACAGGUAAUCAUUUUGGAAUUAAACCUAAUUCAUCAUUUCUGUGCCCCAUCCUACACUUACACUUCAUAUAUUUCUCCUCACCUACUCCCCCCACCUCAACCUUCUAGCAGAUUCUACUAAGUUAGCAAUUGCAGAAACCAUUAUGCACUGUCCAAAUUAUCACCAGAGAAUUCUGUAAGAUGCAUUUCUUCCAUAAAGCAUCUCUAUAGACUUAGAGAAUAGAGUUCUCUAAACAUAUAGCAAACAAAAUGCCCUAUAAUAUUGAAUGAUCAACAGUAUGUGGUGAAGAGAGACAGGAGAUAAGAUGAAAGUUACCUUGGAAUCAGGAUGGGGGUACGUGUCUACCUAGGACUGUGACUCUUGACAUGCCAGCCGAUGACUUCAAGUUCUCUUCUAGAACCAAGUUUCAAAGGUUAUUUUAGAGAGGCUCCUUUACACUGGAGUUUAACCAAGUGAUACAGGUUCACCAUAGACCUUGUUGAUGCACCUUUGCAAAUCUAAUAAUAGUCUUUGUCACAUGCCUUUAAGACGUGGUGUCAAGUGAAUUGAGUAUGAGUCAUAUUUCUUCCAAACCUCUACUUUUAAAAUAUCCUAUAUCACAAUCUUCCAUCUUAGAAAAGUAUCUUUAGGGGGCUCUCAGAUAUCAUUCAUCCAUGUGAUCUGAUCUCCAGUUUUAGAUCUUGGGAACUUUAGAUGUUC